Parnassius apollo (apollo) is the source of this 1395-nucleotide messenger RNA. The record is from the annotation of a GenBank genome assembly. Lineage: Eukaryota; Metazoa; Arthropoda; Insecta; Lepidoptera; Papilionidae.
AUGACACCAUACUUUACAGGAUAUUCUUUUCAAGGACAAGGCCGCAUGAACCAAUUGGGUGGGGUAUUCAUUAACGGACGACCGCUACCAAAUCAUAUCCGUUUGAAGAUAGUCGAGAUGGCAGCCGCUGGAGUCAGACCUUGUGUUAUCUCAAGGCAACUGAGAGUUUCACAUGGCUGUGUUUCAAAGAUUCUGAAUAGAUACCAGGAGACUGGAUCCAUUCGUCCUGGUGUAAUAGGAGGGUCAAAGCCAAGGGUAGCGACGCCUGAAGUAGAGAACAGGAUUGAAGAGCUCAAGAGACAAAACCCAGGUAUAUUUUCCUGGGAAAUUAGAGAUAAACUAAUAAAGGAAGGCAUCUGUGAUAAAAAUACGGCUCCGUCAGUCAGUUCCAUUUCGAGACUUAUAAGAGGAGGCAAAAGGGAUGAAUCAGAUCCUAGAAGAAAUCAUAGCAUUGAUGGUAUUCUAGGUCCAUCAUCUUGUGAAGACUCAGAUACGGAGUCUGAGCCUGGCAUCACGUUAAAAAGAAAGCAGCGAAGAUCAAGGACGACAUUCUCUGGAGACCAACUUGAGGCUUUGGAACGAGCGUUUACAAGAACACAAUACCCCGAUGUAUAUACCAGAGAAGAAUUGGCACAGAAAACUAAGCUCACUGAGGCUAGAGUUCAGGUUUGGUUUUCUAACCGAAGAGCUCGCCUUCGCAAGCAACUUAACUCACAACAACUUAGUGCCUUUAAUACUAUGUCUUUACAAUCCGCAUUCCCUUCUGUUCAUCAACAAUACGAACCCCCGUCAACCUUUAAUGCCCAAUGUGCAUCAUGGCAGCAAUCUUACUCAUCUGCCCUGGGAACCAGUUCAGUGUUAAAUUCGGCAUUAGCUCCGUCACUUCAUCAGUCUGCAUUAACACCAUCCGUUUGCCAGUCAGCUUUAGCUUCGUCUCUUCAUCCGCCAACAUCUACAUCAUUUUCAUCAGGAAACCUGACACCACUUUCACAUUCAUCUGAACUUCCCACUCCAUUACAACCGUCAUCAGAUGCUACUCCUCCAAGCACGAGCCCUAUCACUAGCAGUCCAUCAGCAAAUCAAAGUAGUGGUAUAACUUACCAGCAUUCUGCAUAUGCCAAUCCUAGUGAAGCAGUUUCGCAUCCUUAUGGUUAUGGGGACUAUUCAAAACAAGAACACGCGAUGUCAGCUCACAACCACUGGACUUCAAGACAACUUGGUGGACACCCUCAAAACAAACUGCCCGACGUCGGUGCUUGGCCAGAAAAUUAUAGUUCCUUCUUUGGUACGAACGCGUCUCACUACGCAUCGCAUGCGCAUUCUCCUACUGAAGCGAAAUCCGGAUACCCUUACUUGGGACAACUCGGAGGAAUGGAUAUGGGAAGAGUUCACUAA